AAAAUCCGUCAGAAAUCCAAAAAAUUUGAAAUGUGAACACAUAAAUGGGAAAUUUGUGAAAAAAUAUGGUCUACCUGGUGGAAAAAAAGAAGGCACAAUUCAACGUCUUGCCCAAAAUCAUCAAUGGCGGUAUUGCUGGAAUCAUCGGAGUUACCUGCGUGUAUCCAUUGGACAUGGUGAAGACGCGACUGCAAAACCAGCCAAUUGGGCCCAAUGGUGAACGUAUGUACACUAGCAUAGCGGACUGCUUUCGCAAGACAAUAGCUAGCGAGGGAUUCUUUGGCAUGUACCGCGGGUCCUUCGUCAAUAUCCUGCUCAUCACCCCCGAGAAGGCAAUCAAACUGACUGCCAAUGACUAUUUCCGGUAUAAGCUGGCUUCUGACGAUGGCGUCCUUCCUCUUCCGCUGGCAGGAUUAGCCGGCGGACUGGCAGGCCUCUUUCAGAUAGUCGUAACCACUCCAAUGGAGCUACUAAAAAUUCAAAUGCAAGAUGCAGGUCGAGUCGCCAGCCUAGCCCGAGCCGAGGGGCGCGAGGUGCAAAAAGUGACAGCUCUGGGUUUGACCAAGAAACUGCUCAGGGAGCGGGGAAUUUUCGGACUCUAUAAGGGCAUCACCGCCACCGGAAUUCGGGAUAUAACCUUUUCGGUCGUUUACUUCCCACUGAUGGCAACGAUUAAUGACAGUGGCCCGCGAAAAUCGGACGGUUCUGGAGAGGCUGUGUUUUAUUGGUCUCUAAUGUCCGGCCUUUUGGCAGGGAUGACUGCAGCCUUUCUGGUCACUCCGCUAGACGUGAUAAAGACUCGAUUACAGGCCGGGGAUAAAGAAUACGCCGGUGUUGGUGACUGCAUCCGAACGACAUUAAAGAAUGAAGGGAUAACGGCUUUCUUUAAAGGCGGUCUCUGUCGUGUCAUGGUUGUGGCUCCUCUCUUUGGUAUUGCCCAAAUGUUCUACUUCCUUGGAGUGGGUGAAAAAAUACUUGGAAUCCAGCAGAGGAAAUCUGUGUAAAUCUGUAAAAAAAAUUAUUUAAAGGAAAACAAAGAUAUAUUAUGUGAAAAGGUA
This is a messenger RNA of Drosophila bipectinata, 1058 nucleotides long. It is a transcript of the gene GC2, whose product is annotated as Glutamate Carrier 2. The record is from RefSeq and is a predicted model, not a curated record. Lineage: Eukaryota; Metazoa; Arthropoda; Insecta; Diptera; Drosophilidae. Gene Ontology annotation, molecular function: L-aspartate transmembrane transporter activity; L-glutamate transmembrane transporter activity. Gene Ontology annotation, biological process: aspartate transmembrane transport; L-glutamate transmembrane transport; malate-aspartate shuttle.